UCUUAUUGAGGCAAAGUAUCUUGCAAGCUCAUAUUGCUUUAUUGUGCUACAUUGUUCGUUAUUUCUUCGCUAUUUAUUGGUGCUCUUUGCAGCCUUCUUCUUGGUAUUGUCAGUCAGUAAGCUUUAGCCAUUCAAGUGAGUUGAUACUUAAUAUUGGUGGGAAACUUGACAGAUGGGGGAGGAUAACUCAGCAAGCACUUCCAAGGGAACUCAAAAACCACUCAAUCAACUGAUAAUUGACAUUCCAGAAAAUUUAGAGACUACCUUUUCCAAUUCUGUAUGUAUCUACAGGGUGCCUCCUACACUUCGCAAAAUCCAUGAAGAAGCCUACACUCCUCAGGUAAUUUCUAUAGGCCCUAUUCACCACCACAAAACAGAACUCAAGGCUAUGGAAAUCCAGAAGCUGAGAUAUUUAAAAGAAUUUUGCAAAAGGCAGGAGAGCAAAACAGAAAGCGAAUUUUUGAGUGAUCUUAUUAAUAUAAUUAGUGAAGAAGACAUCCGAGGUUAUUAUGAUGAUAUCUCUCAAACCUGCAACACUGAAUUGGUUAAUAUGAUUUUGUUAGAUAGUGUUUUCAUCCUUGAGCUCUUCUUGAGAAAUCACGAAGAAAAAGAACAUACCAAAGACCAUGCCAAAGAUUUUAUAAUAGGCAAACCCUGGCUGCGAACUGAUGUACAGCAAGACUUGGUUUUACUUGAAAAUCAGCUACCCUUCGCCUUUCUUGAGAAAAUAUACGACUUUGCCAAAAAAAAUAUUUAUGAAAUCGAGUACCCACCUUUUCUUGACCUCACCUGCACAUACUUCUCCAACUACAAGCCCAGGAAAAUAGAAAAGAUUCCAAACCCUGUGAACCGAAAACCAUUACAUUUCACUGAUUUGGUUAGAUAUUUUUGGUCUUUUGAGCACCCUCCAAUAAUGCACGCUAAAAGCAUUGAAAGUCUUUGUAGCAUAACCAAGCUGCACCGGGCAGGAUUGAAGCUGAAGCCGGCUCGAAAUGAAUGCUUCCUCAACAUUAAAUUUGUAAGGGGAAUACCAUGUCUUUGGAGAGCUGAGUUACAACUUCCUUGCUUUGAUAUUGACGAUACCACAGAAUAUGUGGUUCGAAAUCUUAUGGCCCUUGAACAAUGUCAUUAUCCAUACGAAACUUACAUCUGCAGUUACAUUAGGCUGUGGGAUUUUCUUAUUGACACAGCUGAAGAUGUGGAUUUGCUUGUUGGGAAGAAAAUAAUUGUUAAUGGGCUGGGCGACAGUGCUGCUGUGGCCGACCUUGUUAACAAACUGUGCAAUCAAAUUGCGGAAGUCCAGUCCUGUUACUAUUUCAUGUCUGAACAGCUGAAUGGCUACUAUGAAAAUUUUUGCAACCAUACCAUGGCUGCAUUAAGAAGCGUUUAUUUUGGUGAUCUUUGGAUAGGUACUGGGACUGUUGCUGCAGUUGUGCUCCUGGUUCUCACUUUGAUACAAACUAUUUGCUCUGUCCUAGCACUAUGAUUUGCAGAAUCAUACCUUGUCUUAAUUCCUCUGUUUUCUUUUCUUUGGUCAGUUCGCUUGCUUUUCACAGCUUCUUUGUUUGUAAUUCACGUUUCCUUUGAGCUUGGACGUGUCAUUUUCUUAGUUUUAAUUUUUAUUUCUUGGUUCAAUUUUAACUCGGGCUCGAGUGAAAUUAUCAUGGUUUUAAUUAUAUAAUUAUUUUGUUUAA
Molecule: messenger RNA, 1694 nt
Organism: Hevea brasiliensis (rubber tree)
Lineage: Eukaryota; Viridiplantae; Streptophyta; Magnoliopsida; Malpighiales; Euphorbiaceae
Product: putative UPF0481 protein At3g02645
Exons: 2
Coding region: 173-1486 (437 amino acids)
Source: RefSeq, a predicted model, not a curated record